AUGGAGAACAAAUCCAUCCCUCAAUCCCAAUCUUCUUUAGGGUUCUAUGGAAUCUUCAGAGUGUCUAUCCAAAUCACAUACAGAAACACGAAGCUACUGCUUCCAAUCCUACUUUUUGCGUUUCUUUCAUUAUCCCAGUUAGAAUUUUAUGAGGACUACAUACAAGUACCUCUUCUUAAAGGUUAUAUGUUGGAGUUCGCACAAAACCCAAGGAAGCAUCAUAUCCUCCGUCGUAAACUUGAUAUAAUUGCUUAUCGAGGUGCACUUGACGACAUAUUUGAGGUUCUCUUUAUCAAACAGUUGACCUUAGCCUUUUCUUCUAUCAUAAAGCUCUUUUUUUGUGUUGCCACUGUUUCGUCUACAUAUGAGGCGUACACUACUAAACCAUUAGGCCUCAAAGAUAUGUUCUUGAAAAUAAGAACGAGCUGGAAAAAUGCAUUAAUCACUGGCUUUUGCGUGUUCUUAACCUAUUCAGCCAUUAUUUGUGUUUACCUUGCUGCUUACGGCAUAACCAACAUCGUGGUUGCAAAUUCAUGGUCAUAUUUGAUUUCCAGAGCUAUCACUGUUUCAACCCCAUUUUGCUACUUAUACGUGACUUCCCUUUUGAUGUUAAGUAUGGUUGUUUCAGUGUUAGAAGAAGGUUUUGGUGGUUUUAAAGCAAUAGGAAGAGCCACGGAACUAAUGAAUGGAAAUAAGAUACAAGCUUCGGUGUUGAUGGUUCCUUUUGUUAUUGCCAGUUCUUAUUUUCAUCAUAUGAUAUAUUAUGGCAUUUCAAGCGAUCAUCGAUUGAGGAGCACAUGGCUGGCUAUUGUGAUUUAUUGCACAAACGGAUUGACUUGUUUGUUGAACCUCUUUAUGUUUGUCUUGUAUACUGUCUUCUACCAUGAACGGAAAAAAAGCCUUGACCAGAAGGAAGUGAAAAGUCUUUAUCGUCCCAUUGCCUCUGGUGAAGCUUAG
Molecule: messenger RNA, 957 nt
Organism: Lactuca virosa
Lineage: Eukaryota; Viridiplantae; Streptophyta; Magnoliopsida; Asterales; Asteraceae
Source: the annotation of a GenBank genome assembly